AGGUUUUGCUAAAGGGCAUCUGUUUCAGAGGCAUUAUGCUCAGAAAGAAAUCUGUCGCCGAAUGGUGGCAGAUUCAGAGGCAAGCAACACUUUCAACAACCAAGACAGCACAACCGACGAAGAAGACUGAUGACAGGGGUGUAACUGAUAUAAUUGAAAUGCUGCAGGGGGCAUGCAGAUCAAAUGGGUCACAAAGAGAGAGAGAUAUCUCUGCAUCGUGGAAGGAUAUGGGGCUGUUGACUGGUACAAAUCUUUCAAGAAGCCGCGUUUCACUCGGUCGCCCCUUUCAUCUCUUUUUCCCUCCACUCUUUCAUCACGCCAGCUCCUAAUAUACAACUCCAUUGCAUCCUCAUUCGAUACGAUGUCUCUCCCAGGCAGGGUCCUUAGACCACCAACGUCGUGUUCUUCUCGCUUGGCCAGGACUUCCCUCCGUGCAGUAUCACCACCUACACCGCUACCGAGGCUUACCGCUCUUCAAAGGUCCCUUCAUCAAACAUACUGCUCGCAGCAAGCCAUCGUCAGCGGGGCCAGCAGCGGACAAACACAGUCGCGUUCCAUCUCUUCUUCAGAGUUCGACCCUCCUGCCCAGAUAUCCAAGAUCAACACGCACUAUUGCAGGGAACCGCAGCUGGUCGUGAUUGAGGGAUACGGGAUUCUUCAGGGUCAAAUGGAUCCAAGCCGGCUGUUGACAAAGUACUUGAAUAUUCCUUUCGCCUCGGUCCAAGACCCGAUCAAGCACGCUGUUGCACCAGAGUCAUGGGCAGGGAUCCGGGACGCAACUGUUCUUGGUGUACAAUUCUCCCACACUUUACCAAUUGCUUUGUCUCCUCUAGGCCAAUGUGUCCCCAAAAGGUACAACAUGCCAACAGCCUGACGACAAUGAUGCUCGGCUUGCCAGGGCCAGGCUUUGAGUUCUCAGAACGGGAUUGCCUAAAUUUGAAUGUCUUUGCACCCCGGUAUGCAGAGGACGUGCCAGUGAUCUGCUACAUACACGGCGGAUCAAGUCAUGGAGGAAAUGCGCUUCCAAAGAAUGGUAACAUAGCAGAAGAAAAAUCGAUUCUCAUUAUCCGUGGACUAGCUGGCUUUAGAAACUGAAGACAGCCUUGUUUAAAAAAAAAA
This is a messenger RNA of Gamsiella multidivaricata, 1119 nucleotides long. RefSeq lists its product as uncharacterized. The coding region runs from base 173 to 874 and encodes 233 amino acids. The record is from RefSeq and is a predicted model, not a curated record. The transcript has 2 exons. NCBI's taxonomy places the organism in Eukaryota, Fungi, Mortierellomycota, Mortierellomycetes, Mortierellales, Mortierellaceae.